Messenger RNA from Effrenium voratum, 3363 nucleotides. The record is from the annotation of a GenBank genome assembly. Lineage: Eukaryota; Dinophyceae; Suessiales; Symbiodiniaceae.
GGCGACAGAACCAGCUUCGAGGAUUUCCACGUCCUUGACCAGACGGCCUCUCUUGUGGCCGUCUUUGAUGGCCACUUGGGUGACGAGGCGGCCGCCUUUUGCGCGGAGAGGCUUCCGCUGCAUUUGGCCAAGGCGGAGACUGCCAGCGAGUGGCAGGAGGCCUUCAAGGCCUGCGACGCGGAGCUGCGCGAGCGCCUGCCGCAGACCGAAGCCGGCACCACGGUGCUUGGGCCAGAUCAAAGCGCCACAGUUGUGCGUGUCAAGGAGAGCUCCCAGGAAAGCAACACGCUUCUAUCAACAAGAGACCAUCGGCCCAGCGACGCGGACGAGCGUCGGAGAAUCGAAGCCGCUGGUGGGGAAGUCACCAAGGAGGACCCAGACAACCCACCGCGAGUGGAUGGCGUCCUAUCAUGCAGCCGCGCGCUUGGGUCCUUCGAGCUGAAGCAGGAGGCACUUUGGCCGGAGGAGCAAAAGGUCUCCUGCAUACCAGACGUCUACAAGUGGCAUGCCACGCGGGGGGACUGGUUGAUUCUUGCCUGUGACGGGAUCUGGGACGCGGCUUCCAACGAGCAGGUGGUCGACAGGGUCUGCCGCAGAGCCACGAAGGGGAAAGACCUGGGCCAGGUGGUGGAGGCUUUGCUGCAGCUAUGCAGCAGCUCACUCGACAACUUGACAUUGGUGGCCAUUGAGCUUGGGGCUGUGGAGCCAAAGGAUGAUACGGUCACGAUGAAUGCUGGCGACUUUUUGAAAGCGAGAAGGGAGGCAGUGCGGCGGACUCAGUAUAAGUCAUUUGGGCUGCGAUUUGGCUUUAGCCUCGAGAAGAACAUUCCGGAGCAAGGGCCAGCUUCCUUGGCAUUGGUGAAGACUGCUGCUCGGGAUCACACGAGUCCUUCGGAAACAUCCACAGAGGUGGAGUGCCGGGUAUGCAAUUGGUGCAUCGAAGACAAGAGGCCGACCAUCGACGACACGCAGGAAGGCUUCGAUCUGCGGAGCAUCCUGCAGACGCUGUCGGGCGACAGAACCAGCUUCGAGGAUUUCCACGUGCUUGACCAGACGGCCGCUCUUGUGGCCGUCUUUGAUGGCCACUUGGGUGACGAGGCGGCCGCCUUUUGCGCGGAGAGGCUUCCGCUGCAUUUGGCCAAGGCGGAGACUGCCAGCGAGUGGCAGGAGGCCUUCAAGGCCUGCGACGCGGAGCUGCGCGAGCGCCUGCCGCAGACCGAAGCCGGCACCACGGUGCUUGGGCCAGAUCAAAGCGCCACAGUUGUGCGUGUCAAGGAGAGCUCCCAGGAAAGCAACACGCUUCUAUCAACAAGAGACCAUCGGCCCAGCGACGCGGACGAGCGUCGGAGAAUCGAAGCCGCUGGUGGGGAAGUCACCAAGGAGGACCCAGACGACCCACCGCGAGUGGAUGGCGUCCUAUCAUGCAGCCGUGCGCUUGGGUCCUUCGAGCUGAAGCAGGAGGCACUUUGGCCGGAGGACCAAAAGGUCUCCUGCUUGCCAGACUUCUAUAAGUGGCACGCCACGCGGGGGGACUGGCUGAUUCUUGCCUGCGACGGGAUCUGGGACGCGGCUUCCAACGAGCAGGUGGUCGACAGGGUCUGCCGCAGAGCCACGAAGGGGAAAGACCUGGGCCAGGUGGUGGAGGACCGAAUGGAGCAGAUGUUCACGACCGGGCGGGGCCUUAUCGCAGAGGCGAUGCUGCAGCUCUGCAGCCGCUCGCUCGACAACUUGACGUUGGUGGCCAUUGAGCUUGGGGCCGUGGAGCCGAAGGCCGGGGCUUCCGAAGAUGAAAUUGGCUCCGGACGCGAAGGGCCGCGCAAAGCGACCAAGUUUAGACUUGGCGUGCCGGGUAGCUAUCUCAUGCUGACUUUGUGCUACGAGUGCCAAACGAGCAGCGAGCGAGCCGGCUGGCGCAGCACCGUGGCAGCAGUGGGAGUGCCAGAGAAAGUGCCAUCGCUCUACGUGAAGUACACCCACGUGGCUUUUAAGGGACCACACGAGUCCUUCGGAAACAUCCACAGAAGUGAUGGAGUGCCGAGUAUGCAAUUGGUGCAUGAGGCUGUGAAGACAAGAGGACCCUGCCGGUACAGCGGCCGCAGCGUGUCGCAGGAAAACUUCGAUUUCCGGAGCAUCCAUCUGCAGAAUGCUCCGGAAUUCGUCCGGAGCUCGGUCCUGCAGAUGCUGGCAGGUGACAGAACCAGCUUCGAGGAUUUCCACGUCCUUGACCAGACGGCCGCUCUUGUGGCCGUCUUUGAUGGCCACUUGGGUGACGAGGCGGCCGCCUUUUGCGCGGAGAGGCUUCCGCUGCAUUUGGCCAAGGCGGAGACUGCCAGCGAGUGGCAGGAAGCCUUCAAGGCCUGCGACGCGGAGCUGCGCGAGCGCCUGCCGCAGACCGAAGCCGGCACCACGGCCACAGUUGUGCGUGUCAAGGAGAGCUCCCAGGACGCUCUCGAGCUCUUAGUGGGAAGUUGUGGAGAUUGUCGCGCUGUCUUAUGGCAGAAGGAAAGCAACACGCUUCUAUCAACAAGAGACCAUCGGCCCAGCGACGCGGACGAGCGUCGGAGAAUCGAAGCCGCUGGUGGGGAAGUCACCAAGGAGGACCCAGACGACCCACCGCGAGUGGAUGGCGUCCUAUCAUGCAGCCGUGCGCUUGGGUCCUUCGAGCUGAAGCAGGAGGCACUUUGGCCGGAGGACCAAAAGGUCUCCUGCCUGCCAGACUUCCACAAGUGGCAUGCCACGCGGGGGGACUGGCUGAUUCUUGCCUGCGACGGGAUCUGGGACGCGGCUUCCAACGAGCAGGUGGUCGACAGGGUCUGCCGCAGAGCGACGAAGGGGAAAGACCUGGGCCAGGUGGUGGAGGCGAUGCUGCAGCUCUGCAGCAGCUCGCUCGACAACUUGACGUUGGUGGCCAUUGAGCUUGGGGCCGUGGAGCCGAAGGAUGAUACGGUCACGAUGAACGCUGGCAACUUUUUGACAGCGAGAAGAGAGGCAGUGCCGCGGUAUAAGUCGUUUGGGCUGCGAUUUGGCUUUAGCCUCGAGAAGAACAUUCCGGAGCAAGGGCCAGCUUCCUUGGCAUUGGUGAAGACUGAACCGAGCCCUCCACACAGAAGGUUUCCGGAGUGGCCUUUGCUGCCAUCGUCGAACACAAGCUUGACGUCAAAGGCAGAUGCUUCGAAGGACCACACGAGUCCUUCGGAAACAUCCACAGAAGUGAUGGAGAACCAAAAGAGCUCGGCUUCCACCCCUCCAACGUGGGAGGUUGACGCGGAGCGGACGAUGGACGAUAUGGAGGAAAGCUUCGAUUUUCGAAGCAUCCUGGCUUGGUUCGGCUGCUGUGGAAUGCGCAAAGCCCAACGCUGGUAG